Messenger RNA from Penaeus indicus, 1215 nucleotides. Its product is annotated as protein O-linked-mannose beta-1,2-N-acetylglucosaminyltransferase 1-like. Gene Ontology annotation, biological process: protein O-linked glycosylation via N-acetylgalactosamine. The transcript is spliced from 7 exons. Gene Ontology annotation, cellular component: Golgi membrane. Bases 1 to 1215 code for a protein of 404 amino acids. NCBI's taxonomy places the organism in Eukaryota, Metazoa, Arthropoda, Malacostraca, Decapoda, Penaeidae. The record is from RefSeq and is a predicted model, not a curated record. Gene Ontology annotation, molecular function: beta-1,3-galactosyl-O-glycosyl-glycoprotein beta-1,3-N-acetylglucosaminyltransferase activity.
AUGAAGUUCCUGCGUCGGGCCAGAGGAUUCAGCACAUCCCGCUUCAAGACGUACACAAUGACCCGCUUCCCGGAGCUGACCAAGUUCCUCGAGCUCCUUGACCUUCCUCUCAUAGCGACGUACCAGACACACGCGAUGAUCUCCACGGCCAUCGCGCGCCACUCCAUCUUCGCCAUCGACCACGCGCUCCGGACGCACCCCGACGCGCAGUUCGUCAUUGUUUUGGAGGAAGACGUGCAGAGCAAAUUGUCCCUCAUUUUAAGCUUCCUGAACAAGACGGCCUCACUCCUGCUAGAAGAUCCGAGCCUGUACUGCGUAUCCGCCCACAACGAUAUUUCGUACCCGCAGACGUCGUAUGACCCGCGGGCGGUUCUCCGCACAGAGAGCUACCCGAACUACGGCUGGAUGCAAUACCCUGCACUGUUCGUGUUCAAAUCUAGUUUCGCGUCGCAGGUGAAACGAAGCUUUGCGGAGGAGAUGGUCUCUUCUCUGUAUUCCAUCGACGUGGAAUUCGACUGGGACGUGGUCACUUACUACUAUCUGAGGCGUGGGCGUGAGUGCAUCAUCCCGGAGGUAGGCGCGGAGUUAUACCGUUAUGUGGAUAUAAAAGGUAUUUGGGUGUCUCGCUCGUUUCACUUCGCUCACGACGGCUCGCACAUAACCCAGGUCUCCGUCAGGAGGUAUUUCUCAAAUAAAAACCUUAACGAGGACCCACAGGCAUUCGUGGAAGGAGUGGACCAAUUGUACAAAGACAAAUACGAAGCCACUCUCGUCUCAAUGCUGAAAAGGGCAAAGUUCCUACUGCUUCCGGAGGAGACGCCUUGCCAACGAGAUUUCUUCAGGAAAAUCAGUGUUCGAGAGAAUGAUGUCCUCGUCCUGUUCUUUAAGCUGGAUGAAGAUAUUAAAGGAUUUAGAAACAACGUUGUAUGGGAGACUCUAGCUCAUUGCUUGAAUAUUUUUGGCAUCGAGUCUAGGGAAGGUCACCAAGGACUGUACAGGCUGCGGUACGGCCCUGCUCAUUUCCUGCUUGUGGCUCAUCCCGCUUCACCUUACAGUUCCUACAAGCCCGCGGAAGUGAGCGUCUUCAGCGCCUCGCCUGAAGAAGUCCUUUUCGCUCGCAACGCCACGGCCAUCCACGAAGAACCCAACCCGCUGCCUUACGAUAUGCACCAUUUCUUAGAAACGGAUAUCCCCCUUAAUCGCAAUAAAACCUGA